Molecule: messenger RNA, 2031 nt
Organism: Penicilliopsis zonata CBS 506.65
Lineage: Eukaryota; Fungi; Ascomycota; Eurotiomycetes; Eurotiales; Aspergillaceae
Exons: 2
Coding region: 55-1953 (632 amino acids)
Biological process (GO): endonucleolytic cleavage in ITS1 to separate SSU-rRNA from 5.8S rRNA and LSU-rRNA from tricistronic rRNA transcript (SSU-rRNA, 5.8S rRNA, LSU-rRNA)
Cellular component (GO): nucleolus; 90S preribosome
Source: RefSeq, a predicted model, not a curated record
AAAUAGUCCAAUUUCUUAACCUCUUUUCACCAAUUAAACAAUAUCAUUACUGCCAUGGAGCCACCGUCCAAGAAACCACGCAGGCUGCUCGACGACGACAGCUCGAGCGAUUCCGGAGACGAGGCGGGCGGAGUGCUCCUCGGCAACGAGGAGAGCGGCUUCAAAAUCAAUGAGGACUACGCACGUCGGUUCGAGCAUAACAAGAAGAGAGAAGAGCUGCAGAAGUUAGAGUCAAAAUUCGGGAAAGGAACAGCUCUCGGCAAGCGACGCAAUCGCGACGACAACGAUGACGGGUCUGAUGACGAAGAGGGUUCUUCUUCCGAGGAGGAUGAAGACGAGGAUGGCGAAUUGGCGACGAUGAAACUGGAUGCAGAGAUUCAGGCAACCCUUCAAGCUAUUCGAUCUAAAGACCCCCGAGUCUACGACAAGAAUGUGACAUUCUACUCCGAGAUUGACGAGACGUCCCCGCAAGACGGCGCCGUAAAGGCAGAGAAGCCCAUGACACUGCGUGAUUACCACCGUGAAAACCUGUUGAAGGGUGGUGAUGAUGUGGAAGACGAGGUCCCCAAGACCUUUGCUCAGGAGCAGGCAGAUCUGAAAAAGUCAAUUCUCAAGGAAGUUAAAGCGGUAACGGAUGGAAAUACGGAUGGCGACGACGACGAAGACGAUUUCCUUGUCGCCAAGUCGAUUACGCUCCCAGCUCCAACUCCAAAGGUAGACAUCAAGCAAGAAGUCGAAAAGGCAGACAGAGAUCCGGAGACAUUUCUCUCCAACUUCCUCUCUUCAAGAGCUUGGAUUCCCUCUUCCAGAGAGCUUCACCCCUUCGAGUCCGAAGAUGAAGCGGAGGAAGACGCAGCCGACGCUUUUGAGGAAGCAUACAACUUCCGUUUUGAAGACCCGAAUAAGGUCAAUGAACGAUUGAAGACCCACGCUCGUGACGCCAUCGCCAAGCAGUCGGUUCGCAGAGAGGAGAAGAACACCCGAAAGAAGCUGAGAGAGGCCGAGCGUUCCAAGAAAGAGGAGGAGAAAAAACAGCGGGAGACCGAAAAGAAUCGCCUGCGGAAGCUUAAGAUCGAGGAGCUCCAGGGGAAGGUCAACCAGAUCAAGGAGGUUGCGGGCAUUCACGCCAGUGGCUUUACCGACGAGGACUGGGUUCACUUUUUGGAUGAUGCCUGGGAUGACAAAGAGUGGGAGGAAGAGAUGCAGAAACGCUUCGGAGAAGACUACUAUGCAGAGGGAGAACAGGGAGAUGACAAGAAGAAGAAGAAGCCCAAGAAGCCCACGUGGGAUGACGACAUCGACAUCACGGAUCUUGUACCAGAUUAUGAGAAUGAUGAUGAGAAACCUCGCACCAGCCUGUCUGACGAUGAGAUGAUGGAUGCGGAAGCGGAUAGGGGUGAUAACGAUGAAGACGAAGAAGAUGAUGAAGAUGAAGGGGAGAAUCCUUCCGGGUCCAAGAAGAAGAAGAAGAGCAAGGCCCAGGAGAAACGAGACAAGAAGCGCGAAGCUCGUAAGGAGCGGAUGCGCAUCGAGGAAGCCGUGGAUCGCAACCUGGACCUGGAUAUCUCGCUGCUUCCUGGCGCGACGAAGAAAAACUCCUCUGGCUUCCGCUACCGCGAAACCUCGCCGCAGAGCUUUGGUCUGACGGCGCGAGAUAUCCUCAUGGCAGACGACUCGCACCUCAACGAGUUCGCCGGACUAAAGAAGCUUGCCUCCUUCCGGGACCCGGAGAAGAAGCGCCGCGACCAGAAAAAACUGGGCAAGAAGGCGCGUCUUAGGCAAUGGCGCAAGGACACCUUCGGCGACGAGGAGGGUCCCCGCAUCGAGUUCGGCUCGCAGACAGCUGCGGGCGACUCUGCCGCUGGCCAGCAGGAGACCGAGGCCGACGAUAACGUCGACAUUCGCGAAGACGGGUCCCGGAAGAAGAAGAGAAAGAGGUCCAAGAAGCACUGAUCUUUCCUCUUUCGUAAUCAAUGUUAUGUAUAUCGAUGCUUGGUGUUAUCGGAUAUCCAGUUAGUACAUUAGCUACAC